GUGUCGUCUCCGCUCUGGAUGGACGCAGGAGUUGGGAGGUGUUUGAGGCUCUGCUGCUGCAGAGAUCUACAGAGCUGAACUCUCUGACAGAAGACGACUCUCCUUAUAAUGGAGGCAAAUUUCCCAGAAUCCACUCUGGAUGAUGAGCUCCAGCGCUCCAAAACUGAGGACGUGCAUUCACUGCAAGACCUGAACCAGGACACCCUACAGGAUCCUGAGAGUCUCAAGCAGGAUCUGGAGCAACAGAGUCCUCACUCCAGUCCAGACCAGGUUCAGGGUGCAGACAGAGAUCAUACUGUAGACGAAGCACAGAAUAAGAAAUGUGAUCCAGAUCCUCAGGACCACCUGGAGGAGCAGCGAGUAGACAAAAAUCCUGCAGGAGAUGGAGCUUCAGCGUCACCUCAAGGUCUGGACCGAGCCGAGCAUCAGGGACACACUGGCUCUGACCAAGACCAGGAUCGAAUGGACUGUAACCGGGAUCAGAAUCAGGACCAGGACCUGACACCAGCCAAUGAGGAGGCAUCUGAGGAGUCAGGUGGCAGCGUCCCAGCGCUGGUAAUCACUCAGGCAGAAGAGUCUGUGCGACCAGUAUCCGCUGCCCCAGUGACACCAGCAGAGACUCCAGUAGAACCAGCAGAGAAAGCACAGAGACCUACAGACCUGGUGAUCCCAGUGAGCCCCACAGAGCCCAGUCUGAGCUCCAGCAGUGACGGAGGAGACAUGGCCUGCUCCGACCUCCUUUCUCUGAGGAGCGACUCCUUGUCUCUGGUCUCCAGGACGAGUGAGGAGGACGAUAUUGGGAGCGUUGCUGCUUCUUCUGUCAUGUCUCUGUUCCACAGGGUGCAGCUGGAUCCUCUGGAGAAGCACUGGCUGAGGAGCUCAGCUCUGGGGAACAUGGCUGCUCAGCGUCAGCUGCUCGCUCAGGAGCCCAGCCUCGUCCUGAAGAAGGAUUUCGUCUCUACGGCGCUUCACUGGGCAGCCAAGCAGGGCUGUCGGGAGGCGGUGGACAUGAUGCUUCAGGCCGGAGCCGACGUCAACGUCAGAUCGGAACAGGUUACACAGCUCUCCACCUCGCCUCCAUCCACGGCCACCAGAACGUCAUCUAUGCCCUCAUCAAUUCUCACAAUGCUAAAACCAACAUCAGAGAUUAUCACGGGAAGACGGCUGUUCACUACUGGAGCGGCUGCACCGACGUCUUCAACAAACCAGACUCUCAGCCAGGUGGGAAGUUACAUCCUGGAAGACGGACGCAGCGUUACACUCUGCCGUCUCUCCUGCUGUCUCGCUCUCGCAGUCAGGGACAGUUCAGCCUGGACUUUGGGACGCUGCCUCAGUCUGCCUCUCAUGACGUGUUGGACCUUCAAAUAUGACUCUUACACUCCUGAUGGAAACAUUUCUCUCAUCUGCAAAUACUGUCCCACCCUCCAGGAUGGCACCACUCCCACUCACACCCUGCUGCAUGUACAGAAACAGUGAUUUAGGUUUGUUGUAACAGUCCAGAGAAAAACAGAAGUUUAGAGGUCAAAGUUGUUGAUAAAACCUUUUUGUGUCAUAUCUCAUCCUGGAAGUCGGAUGGCAUUAGUAAAAAAGUUAAUCGUGACCACAACCUUUUUGUUGACCCGAUAAAAGUGUUUUCAUUGGCUGCACUGAAGGGACAGGUUCGUCAGGUGCAGUCAGGUGUCAAGAGUUUUGUUUCAAGUGAUGGAGGACAUUAAUCCUGUAACUUCGUCCCUUAGUCACAAAGUUCUGACACUAUACGGACACUAGUGCUGUGUCUCAAAUCAGAUACUUCUGUUAAUACACAUACACGUAGAACACUGGGUACACUAUGUAGUUUCUUGUGUAGUACACUAAUUUUGGCAGGGUAGUGUUGUCUCGAAUAAACACGGCUGUUGGGCACUUACUGGAAAUGACGAUGGUAAGACUUAAAACUUAAGAUGCUAACGGUCCCUAUUAACAAUCUUGGAAUUGCAUGAAUCAGGUAUGACUGGACAGCUGUUACCCUUGUGGAUUCAUGACCUCUGUUUUAUUCAUGUGUGAUGAUGUAAGUCCCCAUUUCAUUGAAGGGGGACCAUUUCUUUGAAACGGACAUCACUGUUUAAAAUGACCGACUGUGACCUCUAGGAUAACCAUGGCCUCAUGAAACUUCACAACCACAAACUAGAGAUCAGGAGCAUCCAAAAUCCAGGAAGUAAACUAAACGUUGAAGAAGAGUCAUUGUGGACUACAUUGCUGUCAUUUUUCAUUUUAGUCAAACCAUACAGUUUGAAAACGAGGCUCAGCUCCAACUAGAAAACAAUGUUUUGAUGCAUUGGAUGUGCAGAAUGUGCAUAUUAAUUAAGUUUUAAUUAAUUAAUUAGUGAGUAGUAAUAGUAUUGAUGUUUUUAACUGUGGAGAAACUAUUAAAAAUGAAGUCUGAAAAAAAAUACAUGGUAGUAAAUGUUGGACACAGCGAAACACGUUUCACCUCCCGCUCUCUUUCACACUCUCAUAAAUGUCUUUAUUA
Messenger RNA from Epinephelus moara (kelp grouper), 2506 nucleotides. RefSeq lists its product as uncharacterized. Bases 109 to 1476 code for a protein of 455 amino acids. Lineage: Eukaryota; Metazoa; Chordata; Actinopteri; Perciformes; Serranidae. The transcript is spliced from 12 exons. Gene Ontology annotation, molecular function: protein binding. The record is from RefSeq and is a predicted model, not a curated record.